CGACUGUACCACCCCGCACUCUUCUCUUCUGUAUCACUCUUAUAAUAUCAUCACCCAACGUCACUCAUGACCGCCGUAAUGGACACCAACUCUCCUCCCAUCCCACCCAAAUCCCCAUCCAGCUCCCAGCUCAUGAGCCCCGUCGAGCAACUCGAGCGCCUCCUCUCCCCCGGCGGCCGCUCCACCACCGGCGGCAGCAAAUCACGCAUCCGCAAUCGCGAGCACGGCGAGCCGCUGCCGACCGCACGCGACCUUGCGCGCCUGCUCUCGCUCGAAGAGCGCGCGUGCCAGGACCUGCGCGAGCAGGUGCUGUCGCUCACCGAGCAGCUGCAGGGCGAGACGCGCCGCGCGGACGACGCGGAGCGGCGUGUCGUCGAGACCGUUGUGCGCUUCAAGGAGGCGGCGGAUGCGCGUGUGGCGGCGCAGCAGGAGGGCGCGACGGUGCGCGAGGAGCUGGAGCUGUAUAAAGAUGCGCUGGAGCGCGCGCAGAAGGAGAUUUUUAGGGCGCAGGAGGUGCUUAAUACGCUCGAGGGGAGGGCGCGGGACGCGGAGGAGGAGUGUGCCAGGUAUCGGAGAAGAGUAAGGAAGAUGACGGAGGAGAGGAUGGUCGAGAUGGCGAGGGAGGAGGGGAGGAAGCAGGGGAUAAAGGAGGGGAUGCGGCUGGGCUUGGGCAAGGAUAUUCUUGUGCAUGAGCGCUCUAGACGACCUCCUGCGCGUACGAGGGACUCUGGUUCGUCGGGGACCCCGACGCCGACAGACAGCAUCGCGGGCGACUCUAUCAUGUCUGUGCCUUCACCCAUAUCGCCGCAACAGCCCAUGCCCGCAUCACAUCCGCCCCCGCCUGCACCAGAACCGGUCCUCAACACCCUCUCGUCGUCUUCAAUGGAGGACCUGCACCGCGGACGCACGGCCACGCCAUCUGGUGGCGCGCGGACGCGGAGCCGCAGCCCGUUAUACUCGCCGCGGCAGUCCAACGGCUCGAACCCACAGGUGAACAUCCUCGACGGGUUCAUCCCCUCGAUCGACGCAGACCACCACAUCCGCCUUCCACCCCCACACGAGCUCGGGCGUCCACCGCCGAGCCCCGAAAGCGCGGCGUACACGCCUCUGCGGCCUGCGUCGCCCGCAUCGUCUGCAGGACGCACGCCGCCGCCGAAUACGGGGACGCCGGAGCAUAUUCUGUAUGUACCCGAGCCGCGCUCGGACGACUCGAGAGCGCGGCAGAGGAGAGUUGGGAGACGGUCGUCGCGGGAGAGCGUGGGGUCGUCGACGAAGACGAGCGAGCUCGAGCUGCUUAAUGCGCCGCCCGAGUACGCUGGCCAGCAGCAACAGCAGUAUCAGUAUACGGCGCCGCCACCGCCGUCAGCAGCUGCGCGUGCGCAUGCGCAGCGCGAGAGCGGGCUGAGUGUUAUUCCGGAGGUGCAGAGUUCGCAGGGGACACCGGCGAGUGGGUUCGGGAUGAACGUUGCGGUGGAUAGUCCUCCGAACUCGCAGAAGGCGUACCAGGCAUAUGUAACGGAGCAGUCUGACUCGUCGUCGGGCUCGCUGAAGGUGCCGCAGUCGUCGGCGGGGCGCAUGAGCGCCUCGUCAUAUGGGUCGUAUAAUAUUACUGUUCAGCCACCGUCGCGCCCCGGCUCCUCCAUCUCCCAAAAAUCAGCCAACGGCCACCCAAACACCCUCCGGCGCACGCCCUCCCAGCCAUCCAGCAUGCUCAGCCCCGCAGACGCCAACCGCCCCACGCCCCUGCCCAACCCGUACGAAGCGCCGGAGCUGUCCCCGCUGCCGGGCAACAUCCCGCUGAACGGCCUCGGGUCCAACGACACCAUGAGCGCGGGCGAGGACAGCGGCCCGGGGCUGCCGCUGGGCUUCGUGCCCACCGGGCCGCCCGAAUCUGGCGGCCAGGGAGGCGACGAGACAGCUCAUGCUGUGCCUGUGCCUCCUCCCGCGACGGACGGUCUGGGCGGGGGACAGGCGGGCCCGCUGCCGGUGCCGCCGCAGCCGGCGCCGUAUACGCCUAAUGGGUUCAGUAUCUAUCAUAACCCGGAUUCGCCGAGCAGAGGGGAACAGCCGGCGGUGAUUCCGCCGCCGUUGCGGUAUGCGGUGUCGAGCGAGGAGGACACGUCUGGGUCGAGCGGGAACUCGUCCCCCGCCUCGCCUAGGUCCUCGUCCUCGUCCUCGUCCUCGUCUUCGGGGGGCGGGUCGCCGAGAAGGUACAAGACGGGGUCGGUGCGCUCGAGCAGGACACGGUAUACGGCUGCGGGUGUGCCGCUGCCUAGUACCCCGCGCACGGCGUAUACGGCGUACACGGGCGCGGGGGUGGCGUUGCCUGCGAGUACGGUCGGCGGGGCGACGCCGCGCUCGGUGUAUACGGCUGCGGGGGUGGCGUUGCCGCCGAGCACGGUUGGCGUUGGGGCGGCGACGCCGAGGACGGGGGUGUCGGGGCGGCGGUCGGCGGUGGGUGCGUGAGGAGGAAGAGGUGAUGGGAGGGCGCUGAUUGGGUGGGAGUGCGUGCGCCGUGACUGCUGCCGGGGUUGAUCGAGGCGUUGUACGGAGGAAGAAGAAGCGGUUCUGAUUUCUCGGGGCGGAAGCAGCCGUCGUGUUAUAGAGCGCGGAUGCGAUUGGUCAAGGGGAAAGUGACCGGAGGGCCCUCGAGAUGGAGGUCGGAGACGGGGAUGUGGAUGCAGAUGCAGAUGGGAACGAGGACUGUGAUGAUCAGGCUCGGGCUAUGAUGAUGUAUUCAUGAUUUCUAUGUUUUAUGAUGACUACUGUAUUACUUAUGGAUUAUUGUAUUAUAUCGAAGCAUGUGAACCUAGGAUUGGGCGUGG
Molecule: messenger RNA, 2825 nt
Organism: Coniophora puteana RWD-64-598 SS2
Lineage: Eukaryota; Fungi; Basidiomycota; Agaricomycetes; Boletales; Coniophoraceae
Exons: 3
Coding region: 67-2466 (799 amino acids)
Source: RefSeq, a predicted model, not a curated record